Parastagonospora nodorum SN15 is the source of this 2034-nucleotide messenger RNA. RefSeq lists its product as hypothetical. NCBI's taxonomy places the organism in Eukaryota, Fungi, Ascomycota, Dothideomycetes, Pleosporales, Phaeosphaeriaceae. The record is from RefSeq and is a predicted model, not a curated record. The transcript is spliced from 2 exons. Bases 1 to 2034 code for a protein of 677 amino acids.
AUGAGUCGCUUCAACAUUGUCGAAGCCAGCAUCGCCGACCACAAACGAGCUCUCGACGCUGGCGAGGUCUCGAGCGUGGAUCUGGUCAUCUGCUACCUGCUGCGCAUCGCAAAGCACGACAUAUGCGGCGGCCUCAAUGCAUUCACCGUCUUCAACGACAACGUCUUCGAAGAAGCAGAAGCAUCAGAUGCACGAAGGGAUCAAGGCCUUCCACCACGACCACUCGAAGGCAUCCCAUAUGCCAUCAAAGACAGCUACAAGGUCGCCGGCAUGAGCGUGACAGACGGCUCACCAGCACUCGCGGGCCUCAUGUCAAGCGAAGACUCCGCCAUCGCAGCCAAGCUGAGAGCCGCGGGUGCCAUCCUCAUCGGGAAGACCAACAUGCCCCCCAUGGCCGCUGGCGGCAUGCAGAGAGGCAAGUACGGCCGCGCGGAGUCCCCGUACAAUCCAAAGUAUCUCACUGCAGCCUUCUCAUCUGGGUCUUCCAACGGCGCGGCGACGUCUCUGGCGAUGAGCAUGGUCGCGUUUAGCAUGGGCAGCGAGACGGUGAGUAGCGGACGUAGCCCGGCGUCGAAUAAUGCUCUCGUGUGCUACACGCCAUCGAAGGGACUACUGAGCUGUCGGGGUCUGUGGCCGUUGUAUGUCACGUGUGAUGUACCGGUUCCGUAUGCACGGUCGAUGGAUGAUAUGCUUACAGUUUUGGAUGUCAUUGCAACGGAGGAUGAAGAUACGACAGGUGAUUUUAUUCGCGAGCAGAAAUAUGUUGAGAUUCCGAAACCAACUGUUAUGGACUAUCAGGCUCUCCGAAAUUCGCAGAAGCUGAAGGGCAAGAGAAUUGGUGUGCCUAAGAUGUAUGUUGGAGAGCAGGAUGAGGAUCCGCAUGCCAAACAUCCCUACGUCUCGCCCGCAGUGAUUGCUCUCUGGCAAGAAACUGAGCGACAACUUAAAGAGCUGGGUGUAGAGAUAGUUCAUACGGAUUUUCCGCUUGUGACAAGAUACGAGAACGACUCAGUGUCUGGCGAAGCGAACAACGUCGAAGGCUGUCCUGCUAAUUGGAACCAACUGGAGCGUGGCGUCUUGAUUGCAAAAGCCUGGAACGCAUUUCUUGUCGAAAACAAUGAUCCCAACAUCAAGUGUCUGGCUGAUAUUAAAGAUCCAGCUAUGCUAUUUCCAAAACCGCCAGACUACCUACCUGAUACCUUUCUCGAAGUCAGGAAUUGGAUCGACUACGCCGGCCUACCCGCAAUCCUGGACAGUGUCAAGGAGAGAUCAAUCCACGACAUCGAGGGCAUGUCUCAAGCCCUUCAAGCCCUCGAAGCCCAACGCAAGCGCGACCUCGAAGACUGGAUGGACGAGCACACUCUCGACGUCAUCGCAUUCCCAGCCCAAGGCGACGUAGGCCUCGCAGACCUCGAAUCCAACUACUCCAGCACCAAGCACAGUCUAACUAACGGCGUCAAAUACUCCAAUGGCACACCGCUCAAUCCGCCACCUAGCGUACCAAUGGGCCUCAUGCGCGACAAGGACAUGCCCGUCAACAUCACUUUCGCCGGAAAAGCAUACCGCGAUCAGGAAUUGUUGGGGUAUGCGUGGGCAUUUGAACAGGCAACAAUGAAGCGCAUCCCCCCACCCAUCAAGCCUCUCGACACAGACACACCGCCCCCAAUCCUCAGGGAGGGUGAUUCGCGCGACGACCCAUCCGCGCCCGUCGACCUAAAAAUUACGGCCGAAGCUUCCCCAACGGAGAAUCAAGGUACGUGGGCCAUGGCUGUCUGGGGCUCGGUGAGCUGGCGCGGCGUCGACGUGGAAUUAUUCUGCGACGGGGAAAGCAUCAAUGGGAAGUGGUGCGAGGGCCAGCACUGGCGCUUCGAUUUCGAAUACACGCCGCAGCGCCCCGAGGUGUUGGGCUGGGAUCUCAAGCCCCUGGCGCCACGGAAGGCUAUGGUGGUCGUGGUGGUGAGGAGUGAGCCGGAAGGGAAGGUUAGAGGGGCAAAGGUGGUUUGGGUGGAUUACUCAGGAAAAUGUAGGGGGUAG